Messenger RNA from Umbelopsis ramanniana AG, 1115 nucleotides. RefSeq lists its product as uncharacterized. Gene Ontology annotation, molecular function: oxidoreductase activity, acting on the CH-OH group of donors, NAD or NADP as acceptor. The record is from RefSeq and is a predicted model, not a curated record. The transcript is spliced from 4 exons. The coding region runs from base 265 to 1035 and encodes 256 amino acids. NCBI's taxonomy places the organism in Eukaryota, Fungi, Mucoromycota, Umbelopsidomycetes, Umbelopsidales, Umbelopsidaceae.
CAAGCGCAGAUCCUUGGGUCCAUAUAUGAAAGCUGAUAGAUUACCUUGAGCCAUUGUUGUGUUGGAUGGGGUGGUUUAUUAAGUGGUUAAAGGUGAACGAAGGUGGCAACGGGAAAUCUGAAGAACUUAAAAGCCAUCGGGAUAAAGAAAUCGUCUUGGACUUUGACUGCUGUUUUCCUUUUUUGAGUUCAAUCAAUCCCCGCGUAUAAAGUUUAGGUAGAAAAUGGUACUUUUUCCAAAUCCAUCACUUUUACUCUUUCUUUCAUGUCUUCAUCUCAUCUCGCUCUUUUUAGCCUGCACGGUAAAAUUGCCGCAGUUAGCGGAGGAACCCGAGGUAUUGGAAAAGCCAUGGCCAUCGCUCUUGCUGAAGCCGGUGCAGACAUUGCUCUCUUACAGCGUGAUGUGGCCAAUACUGAAGUCAGGGAUGAAAUCCGGGCUCUGGGAAGAAAGUGUGAGGUCUUGCAUCUUGAUAUCGCAGACCAUGAGUCGUGCACUAAGGCCAUCCCUGCUGUUUUGGAAACGAUGGGAGAUAUUGACAUCUUGAUCAAUAACGCUGGUAUUCAAAAGAGACACAAAUCUGUCGAUUUCCCUGAUGAGGACUUUAACACCGUCUUGCAAUGCAAUCUCAAGUCAGUGUGGACUCUCAGCCAAGCUGCCGGUAGACAUAUGGUCCAGAAGCGAUCGGGAAAGAUCAUCAAUACCGCUUCUCUACUUAGCUUCCAAGGCGGUAUCAACGUACCUGCUUAUGCAGCCGCAAAAGGUGCUGUUGCCACCGUUAUCAAGGCUCUGUCAAAUGAGUGGGCGUCUCAGGGUGUCAACGUGAACGGUAUCGCUCCAGGAUACAUUGAUACGGAUAUGAACAGUGCUCUGAUGCAAGACCAGACCCGCUACCGACAACUUCUAGAACGUAUUCCCCAAGGCCGAUUUGGAACCCCGGAAGACUUCAAGGGUGCUGUGGUAUACCUUGCCAGUAACGCAAGCAAUUACGUGAACGGAGAAAUCCUUGUUGUUGAUGGAGGCUGGAUGGGCCGAUAAAUAUGCCCAAUUCCAUUAGGCGAUCAUCCCAAUAAAAUUAAUAUUAGCAGUCUCAGGCAGGCAGACAGACACGCAUUUAA